AAAGCUUGCGGCGGUGACGUCAUCGGGGCCCGCGCUGUGAGCGCGCGCUUCAAACGACGACGGCGGCGGUGGCGUUCAGAGGCUGAAAGUUCGGCGGAAGGUGGAAGGAGGUUGGUUGUAGAAGAAGGUCGUCCACAACAGAGUGGCGAUGCCUCCGCCGUCCUCGCGGAGUCGGCCGCUGCGGAUGAAGACAGCGACACGGAGGCCCGAGUGGGACGACACUGUCUCUGACCUCACCGUAUACCGUGCCACCCCUCAGGAGAUGGAGAAGCGUCGCGAGAAUUCCCGAUCAUCAAAUGAAACUCGGCCCUGGUCUCGUGGAUCAGGAUCGCACAACGCAAUGGUAACACGGGAGGUUCUCUCUCCAUGGAGAGAUAUUCAUGAUGUUCUGUCAAAAUCGGAUCAAACACUGGUGGAUGCGAGGGGUGCGUUUGGAGAAAGACUCUUCCGACACACUGGUUUCCCAGCCGUGACCCGUGCCCCUGGCGUGACCUCGUAUGACCCUCUCCUAGCCUCACCACCCCCUUGCCGCACUCAGCUUUCCCUGCUCAGUGAAUCCGUCAUGGCAACACGGGCUUUGAACGACAUUGGAAGCGAAGCUGAACAUCAUUGGAAGGGAUCACAUGACCCACGAUCCAUCCAAUCAGACGAAGACCUGGAUGUGACUCCCUCUUCGCAGCCGAACCCCCAUGGAGCCGCUCUUAACAACACGGAAGCUGUGCAGCGCGUGGCCUCACGACUCUGCCAGGGAGAGUCAAAGGAGGAUGGUGGGAGCCUCCCAGCAAACAACGAUCACACCCUCCCACAGAAAGACUCGCGUCACAACAACAGCAACAACAACAGCAGCAUCGAUAGCAGCAGCAGAAAGCAUAGUAACUUUGAGGAUCCAGAAUUGGCCUCUAAGGUUCAUCAGCUUUUGUCCCGACUGGAGAUUGCUGUAAAGGAGUGUGGACGCACGGACAUGGGUGUCUCCGAGUCUCAAGCAUCUGUCUCCCCAGAUGCUAGAGACUUGGAGUCCUUGACUCCAAAGUCUCUUUCUCCGUGGGUCUACGCAGAGGCUGCACUGAGAAACCUGGAGAAAGUGACAUCACUACUCACUGAGACCCGGAGCGAGGUGUCUCGUCUGCGUGAGGAGCGAUCCCUCCUCCUCGCCAUUACAGCCGAGAUGAUGUCAACCCGUGAUGACAUCGCUCUCCUGCAGGUUCGUCUGCAGCAUCAUGUUGUCUCUGUGGAGGAGGAGAUGAUGACCGUCAGGCACACACUGGCAUCGCUCAGCUCGUCUAGUCCCGGCACUACUGGGAAAUCAGCUCAGGUUCUAACCCAACAACUGUCACAGAAAAAUGCUGAGAGAGAUAAACAGGAGGCAGCUGCAAGGUCUUCCCUGCUGCAGCAGGUGGAGCAGCUGUCGCUGCAACAGGCAGCUGCUUGGGGCAGACUCCAACAGCUACAGCAGCAACAGCUCCCAACAACUGAGGCAGUUUCUCCCCCCAUCUCUCCCAUCCCGCCCCUCCCUCCUCGCCCCUCCCUCUCAACCCCGAGUCCUGAAGGAUCCACACUUUCAGGAUCCCAGCAAAGACUCCCACAGGUGUCCAUGGAGCUGCCAGACUUAAGAAAACCCAGGACCCACACACAAGUGGACGUGGGAGCUGGUGUUAUAUCGGACACUGUAUCUCAUCGUGCCGAUAACAAGGAUGGAGGUGGUUGGUUUGCGCUAUCUCACGCUGUGGUCUGAAGUGAUGCUGGGAGGUCAACAUCGUCAUUACUAUCCUGAUCGUCAAUAGAAGCAGCAGCAACGAUCUCUUCGACUAAAAAUACCAACAUCACUAUUACUAAUAUCGUCAUCAUAAUUACUAUCAUCAAUAACAUAAACAUUAUCGUUGUCAACAUCAACAUCUGAAUAAUCACAACAUAAACAUGAAUUUACAUAAUGAACGUCACUACCAUUAUCAAAACCAUAAUCAAUUACAUUAUUUGCAUCACCUUCGUCAGCCUCCACAUAAUUUUCACCAGCGGCAACUCUACAACAAUCGCCACAGCCCCGUCUACAAAACCACCCCAUCACGAAGUUCCAUCGUCACUCACGUCUAUGUGUUGCACUCGCCGAUUUUAACGAUGUUUUUUUUUGUCGUCAGUGUACUUAUUCAUAUUCUUCUGGUCUUUCGGUAAAGCCACGUAGAUAGAAAAAAAUAUAAAAAAUAUCACGUUUCGAUCACAACACAAGCAACCAAAAUCGUUAACUCCAGCCCCUAUCUACGUGCCCAACCCUAAACCAUAUUUUAAUUACCAUUAUUUUAAAAAAUGUAUGUAACGUUUCUUUUUAAUAAUGAUUUUGUUAUACAGGCAUGUUAUGCAAGUCACAACAACAUGUAUUCUUAAAUAAUAUUUUUAAAGUGAUCUAAAUCCAACAAU
Lethenteron reissneri (Far Eastern brook lamprey) is the source of this 2409-nucleotide messenger RNA. RefSeq names its product spindle and centriole associated protein 1 (gene SPICE1). Gene Ontology annotation, biological process: regulation of centriole replication; metaphase chromosome alignment; mitotic spindle assembly. The record is from RefSeq and is a predicted model, not a curated record. Gene Ontology annotation, cellular component: spindle; centrosome; centriole. NCBI's taxonomy places the organism in Eukaryota, Metazoa, Chordata, Hyperoartia, Petromyzontiformes, Petromyzontidae.